Messenger RNA from Scheffersomyces stipitis CBS 6054, 309 nucleotides. RefSeq lists its product as uncharacterized. The transcript has a single exon. The record is from RefSeq and is a predicted model, not a curated record. Lineage: Eukaryota; Fungi; Ascomycota; Pichiomycetes; Serinales; Debaryomycetaceae. Bases 1 to 309 code for a protein of 102 amino acids.
AUGAGCUCCGACAGUAUAGAUAUAGUUCCAGAAGUUCCAACUAGCACUGUUGAAAAGUCUCUUCCCCAAAUAAAAUCGACAGACAAUUUAACUCAUACUGAACACGAUAUUUCAGAGCCUAUUUCAACACAUCCCUCGAGCCUCCUGAAAGAAGAGAAAGUAGCUCGAAUUCUACUCCUUAAGGACCAGAUAUCCACAUUAGUAACAUCCAUUAGAAACACCAAGAUUGUUUCCGAAAAGUAUGAAAAUGACAUCCAGUAUUUGCAGGAGUACAUUGGAAGUUUGAUGAAGAAUGAAGAUACGAAGUGA